CUGAAAAAUAAAUAAAUAAAUAAAUAAUUUUUGUAUUUUGUUCUUCAAUUCAAAAUUUACAAACCCUAAGACACACACAACAAAACACAAAACAUCUCUCACGUACUUAGAAAUUCGUUAAGCUAUUCUCUCUUAAUUGAGCUCCGGUGGUCGAUCAUUGGAAAAAAGAAAAGAUAUUGUGAGCCAUCAUGGGAUUCAAGAAGGGAAGUAAGAUUGAGGUAUUUAGCAAAAGCGAAGUGCCUUCUGGUGCAUGGCAGCCAGCUGAUAUAAUCUCGGGCAAUGGACACAAUUACACUGUCAGAUAUGUUCAUUGUCUGGGCGGGACAAACGAAACAGUCUCAGAGAGGGUGUCAAGAAAGGCAAUUAGACCUUGUCCUCCACCAGUGAACUUUAGGUUACUUGGAUCUUCGAGGGAAUUGGUAGCUCACAAAGGUAAUAUCAGGGUGCGCCAAUCAUGGCAAGAUGGUGAAUGGAUUGUGAUUGGGAAGGCUUCAGGGAAUUCUGAGGCACAAUCAAAUAGAACUUCAACAGCGAAUUUUCAAAAGAAGAGAAAAUUUCCGUUGGUGCAAGCUGAUGCAGAUAAAAAAGUGCAUGCUCGAUGUGAUUUUUCUGGCAUCAAGAACACCACUGGUAUUCAGGAAUCACAUGUUGUCUCAGCUAGAACAUUGAAAAGAGCCUUCCCUUUUGUGUCCUCUUGUGCUGAGGCAUGGACUGGAAACAUUCAGAAAUUGAGAGCAAUUGAGAAAGAGGGUGAGUGGAAACGAGUGAUUUCAGGAAAUCCAUCCUCCCUCAAAAACAAGGUAGAUGCUGUUGCUUACCCAAAAGAAAAUUUGGGUGAAACAGACUUGCAUACUUCCUUUAACAAUCAAACGAAUGUCUAUUAUGAAAUAGAGAUGGGAAAAAAAAAUUGUGUUCUCGAUUGUUCUCAGGGAAGGGGCUCAGAUGCUAAUGAUUCUGAUAGUGAUUUAUGCUCUGUUGGUAGUUGUAGUGUUAUUAGUAACAGUACCAGUAAGUUGUCUAGUCAUGUUUUAGCAGGUUAUUGUCAGGAUGCAGGUACCCUUAGUAGUGAUGCCGAAAGUUGUUCUGGUCAUGGAGAUGAGGAAGAAAAAUCCCCCCUUCCUGUAGGUGAUGAUGUAGCUGCAAGAAUUCAUAGUUUAGAGUUGCAUGCUUAUCGUUGCACUCUAGAGGCAUUGUAUGCUUCUGGACCCUUAAGUUGGGAACAAGAAGCAUUAUUGACAAAUCUACGUAUUACACUUCACAUUACAAAUGAUGAGCAUUUGAUGGAGCUAAGGAAUUUAAUAUCUGCUGGAACAAACUUACAUCAUAGUGAAUAGGCCAAAGUUGGAGGCAUGUGUGCCUUGCUUCCACAGGUCUAAAGAUGGGGUUUGGCUUUACUACCUUGUCCUGGGCUUAAUAAAUGGGACAGUAUCAGCAUUGAAUGCUCUACAAAUAAGACAAUUGAUAACAAGCUACUGGAUACUGGUUUCAUCAUCUUCUCUCUCUUGUUUUAUGAUGAAGUUCAUUUCAGGUGUGGUGUUCUGGUGGAACUUUGAACUCAUCCUAGUCCAAAGAAAGUAAAAGCAGAAUCUUGGGAUGGGAUGGAAGGUUCUGUGAUUUGUUUUUAGAUUGAAAAUGUGCAUGCUGACAUAUUGGCUAACUGACUAGUGCUCACUCUUUUUUAUUUUUUGCUUAAUGCAUGUUUUCAUCUUUUCUGAGUAAAAAAAUAUUACUUGAUUUCUAGACUUACAUCCUAAGCCAUCCGAGACAGUAACUCUAUCAUGUAUUAAAUAUUAUCCUUGGGUUGAUUAAAGAAGUGCACUUAUUGUUCCUUGAUCUAUUUUGAUUUCAUUGUGAAUUUAUUUUGUUUUUUUCAUAAAGGAGUAAGAACUUUCUCAAGAAGUGCCAGGGCGCAUGGGAGGUGACCCCCACCCUUUUGCAGUGUAGCAGAAAGGUAGGUGAAGGUAUAUUCUUAACAUAUUGGGUUUUUCCUUCUAAUGAAUAUACUUUAUAGAAAGCUGAAUCAUAUAUUAGUUAAGAAUGUUGUCUUGACAAACCAAACUGCAAUUGGGAAAGUUAAAGGCAAGCAGGAGCUUAAGAUCAAACUUUUCAUAAUAAAAAUGAGGUCUGAUAUUGUUUGAAUCACAUGUUACUUUUAUUCAAUUACUCUAAUGAUUGUAUUUUGUUCUGUGAAUUGCUUUGAAUAUUGUUCUCCAUUUUUAGUUGUAAGUUAAAAUGAUUUGAGUGUUUUACUCAUCACAAACAUGGACAGUUAUCAUACUCAUUUUGGAUCUGUAGAUUAUAUUUAAGUUUGUGUCAUUAAAAAAUUUGAUACAGAUUUUGAUUUGUUGCUUUUCUGGGCAAAAAUAAACAAAUUGCCCCACCAUUCUUGCUUUGCCAUGAGACAUCCUGGUUGUGGCAGAAAGGAUAUCUAAGAUUUUCUUUAUUCCUUUUCUUCAGUUCACAUGAUGUUGGCAUUUACAAUUCCAUUUUGGACUGUAAUUGUCUUGUUAAAUUGCUUUACAUCUUUUCUCUAGCAUCUUGUAGAUACGAUUUCAACAUGAUUUAAAACAGUCUCCUUGCAGGAGGUAUAUUUUGGUAUUUCUUUCUGUCAGGAUGUAAAAUGCAAGCCCUUAUACUAGCUUGGUAAAUUGAGAACUUGUACUUUUGAGAAAUCUCUGUUGUAGAAGUAUUAUUAAAACUAAAUGAAGGGUAAUAUUUAAUAGGGGGGAUUUGAAUGAAUUCGAAUUAAGUUGAGGCUUGAGCUCGACGAGCUCUCUUAAACCAUUUUAAGCAUGAUUCAGCUUGUAGGGAAUUAAACUCGAACUUAGCUUGACUUGAUAUUGAACCAAGCUUAAAUUGAUUAUAAUAUUGUUGGUUUAAUGUGUAUUGGGCAAACGAUGUCAUUUUGAUGUCAUUAUAACUAAUUCGAAUUGAACUUUUUAGGACUUGCAAGCUUGAUUAGUUAAACAUCUCUUAAAGCUGAACUCAAUAACAUCAAACCUUUAUAUUUAAGUUCAAACUUGAGUUUUAUCCAAACUGAGUGCAUUUUACGUUUGUUUAAAUUAAGUCGACAAUUGAAUUUGAGCCAAUUCAGUUUGAAAUCACUCCUAAUAUUUAAAAUGUCACUUGGAUUGCCAUCCUUUUACGGUUCUAUUCUGCUACCCUUUCUGCAGGCUGAUAACUCCAGGAUUAAGGGUGAACUGUUGUGAUUUAAUCUAUAGACUCAGAAGUUCCCAUCGUUGAAUUUAAUCAAGUGGGCAAGGCCAAAGCUUUGAAGACAAGUUGACUUGAAAUGAACGAUAGUUUCACUGUGAACGCCGAUGUGAUUGAAAAUGUGUGGUGUUAUGUUUUGAAUGCUGGAAACAUUAGACUUAAUGCAUCAUGGGGCUGUUUUAUAUCA
Mangifera indica (mango) is the source of this 3400-nucleotide messenger RNA. Its product is annotated as DUF724 domain-containing protein 9-like. The transcript is spliced from 5 exons. The coding region runs from base 189 to 1334 and encodes 381 amino acids. Lineage: Eukaryota; Viridiplantae; Streptophyta; Magnoliopsida; Sapindales; Anacardiaceae. The record is from RefSeq and is a predicted model, not a curated record.